This is a messenger RNA of Triticum urartu, 2418 nucleotides long. Lineage: Eukaryota; Viridiplantae; Streptophyta; Magnoliopsida; Poales; Poaceae. The record is from RefSeq and is a predicted model, not a curated record.
AUGGGAGCGACGUCGGCGCAUGAGGCGGCGUACCUCGAGCAUUGGCGUAAGAUCAGGGUGGCCGAGGAGCGCCGCGACGGCGAGUACCUCGAGAUGCUCGAGCGCGAUCUCGAGGAGGAGCAGCGCCAGGCCGAGGAGGAGGCGCGCCAGCGGCAGCAACCCCCGUCUAGCGGCAAACACUCGCAGAGCCACAAAGGCGGCAGUUUGAAAUUCAAAAAACCGGCACCACCACCGCCCGCCAGCCGAAGCGGGAGAAGGAGCCUCUUCCCCGAGACGUCCACCACGCCCGCGCCCGUCCUCCAUCCUCCCCAGCCGCGCCGCCUCAUGUUGAGCGUCCAGUCCCCCCGCCCCCUGAGGGCUCGCGGCGGCGAUGCGGCGGUGGAACGGGGCAGGGAACUCCGCCGCGAGAGCAAGGUCGGGGCGCGGACGCGCGCCAAGCUGCGGGAGGCGGAGAGCUCGAGGAAGGAGAACGAGGAGCGGGAGCGGCUAGAUGCGGAGGAGGCCGACUACCGAUUCUUCUUGGAGUGGCUUGUUCUUAUUCCUACAUGGUGCAUCAAUCUUAAGGCCUUGUUUGGCAAUGAACUCUUCUACACCAGAAGAUAUCAGGAAGCAGCAGCUCACUAUACCGAAGCUGUGAACAAGAAUCCAAAUGAACCUGCAUCACAUAACAUAUCAUUUAUGAGCUGUCUUGUUUGUUUUACAUUUUACAUCAUUGACUGGAAGGUGUUUAGAAACAGAGCUCAAUGUCACAUCUUUCUGGGAGCUCUGCCCCAAGGUCUGGAAGAUGCAGAAAAAUGUAUUGAGCUGGAUCCUACUUAUUUGAUGGGUUAUCUCUGUAAAGCGAAGGUUCAAGCCCUGAUGCAGAAUUAUCAAAGUGCUAUGGCAACAUACAUAGAGGGUUUGAAGCGUGAUCCAAACAGUACUAUCAUAAUUGAUGGCUUUAAGAGAUGUGUGACAUGCAUUGAGAAGUUUAAAGGCGGUGACGUUGGGAUUGUGGAUUUAGAAGACAUUUUGGGAGAUUGGCAUUCAGACAUUUAUUUGUCUAAUGAACUUCAAAAGUACAUGGAAGAAGUUGCGGUAUUGAAGACAGAAGCUUCUGAUGAGCGCUUGAGGCGGAUGGAAUCUGAACAAACAGCUAGGACAUCAGAGGCAAACCAGGUGCAACGACAGAAAGAAACUGAGGAGCAUCUGUCCAAAAUACAACAAGAGUUGCAACAAGUCAAAGCUCGACAGGAUGAGGUUGCUAAUGAGCUACUGAAAGCUAAUAAGCAUAAUGAACAUGCUCAAAAUCAGCUUUUGGAAUCGAAAAAGUUCCAUAGUGAGGAACUUCAGAAGGCCAACGAGCAUAGUUUGAAUCUGCAACAUCAGCUCACUGAAUCCAAAGAGCGGUGUAAUCAGCUUCAGUCCAAGCAUGAUGUCUUGCUAAAGGAACGAGAUACUGCACUCAAAGAGGUGGAAAAGUUACGCCGGAGAAGCACGGCGAUGCCCUGCCAGUUUUCAUUAGCUGAACUCGAAUGUGCAACAGAAAAUUUCAGUACUUCAAUGAAGUUCAUAGAAUGUGGGGUUGCCUCGACGUACCAAGAUGUCCUCCGGAACAUGAAAGUUGCAAUAAAGGUGCUGAGACACGAUGGUCAAGGACACUCACAGUUUGAACAAGAGGUUGCUAUCCAUAGUAGAGUGAGACACCCCAACCUUGUAACUCUGCUAGGAGCAUGCAAAGAGUCAUCGACGCUUGUCUAUGAGUCCUUGCCAAAUGGUAGCCUUGAAGAUUUUCUUUCAUGCGAGGAUAAGAGGCAAACUCUGACCUGGCAGAUGCGCGUUCGUAUUAUUGCAGAGAUAUGUUCAGCUUUGAUCUUUCUGCAUGAGAACAAACCUGACCCAAUUGUUCAUGGAGAUCUUAAGCCUGCCAACAUCCUCCUUGAUGCUAACUUGGUCAGCAAGCUUAGUGACUUUGGUAUUUCUCAUCUGCUAAUCCAGUCUAAGAGCAAAAAUUCCGACCAUCCUGUGGAGGACCCAACAUACAUGGACCCUGAAUAUCUUGCCACUCGGAAGAUGACACCUCACUGUGAUGUUUAUUCCUUUGGAAUGGUAGUCUUGCGCCUUUUAACAGGACAGCCUCCUGUCGGUAUAAAGAAGAUUGUAGAGGAUGCGAUGAAGCAAGGUGACCUCAAUUCUGUAGUUGAUACCUCAGCCGGAGAGUGGCCUGAUGUGCACAUCCAGCAGUUAGCACACAUUGCUCUCAGUUGCACUGAGCAAAACAGCAGGUACCGUCCUGUUCUUUCAGGCCAGCUCUGGACAGCAGUUGAGACCAUGAGGGAUGUUGCAAUGUUAUCUUCACAGUCAUCUUCAAGUUUGGUGCCAGAGGAAAGCAUCAUACCGUCACACUUCACCUGUUCUAUAUCUCAUGCACUCGUGUGA